AUGGAUAUAAUUUGGGAAAUAUUGUUCAUUCUUCAUGCCAAUGUUAUCGUCUGCAUAUCAGCACAGCCCAAUCCGCCCAAAAUUCACGAAGGAUGGUGGGCGUACAAGGAGGUGGUGCAGGGGAGCUUCGUUCCAGUGCCGUCGUUCUGGGGGCUGGUGAACUCGGCUUGGAACCUGUGCUCGGUGGGGAAGAGGCAGUCGCCAGUUAACAUCGAGACCAGCCACAUGAUCUUUGACCCCUUCCUCCAACCAAUACGGCUGAACACAGGCGGACGCAAGGUGGGAGGGACCAUGUACAACACGGGCCGCCACGUCUCCCUGCGAUUGGACAAGGAGCACCUGGUGAACAUCUCCGGAGGGCCAAUGACGUACAGCCACCGUCUGGAGGAGAUCCGGCUACACUUCGGCAGCGAGGACGGCCAGGGCUCCGAACACCUGCUGAACGGACAGGCCUUCUCCGGAGAGGUUCAACUGAUCCACUACAAUCAUGAGCUGUACACAAAUUAUACAGAAGCUGCUAAAAGCCCCAAUGGAUUGGUCGUAGUGUCCAUAUUCAUGAAGAUUGCGGAGACAUCAAACUCAUUCCUGAAUCGAAUGCUGAACAGAGACACCAUCACAAGAAUAACAUACAAAAAUGACGCGUAUCUACUGACCACCCUGAACAUAGAGGAGAUCUACCCGGAGACGAGUAGUUUCAUCACGUAUGAUGGAUCCAUGACCAUCCCUCCGUGCUUUGAGACCGCCACAUGGAUCCUGAUGAACAAGCCGGUGUACCUCACACGCAUGCAGAUGCACUCCUUGCGGCUGCUGAGCCAGAACCAGCCGUCUCAGAUCUUCCUGAGCAUGAGCGACAACGUUCGCCCGGUCCAGCCGCUGAACAACCGCUGCAUCCGCACCAACAUCAACUUCAGCGUGCAGGGCAAAGACUGCCCCAACAACCGGGUUCAGAAGCUCCAAUACCGAGUGAACGAGUGGUUGCUAAAGUAGCCUCCCUUGGAUGAGCAUGGAGACGGCUGACGGAAAGACGAAGAGAGCGAUGGAGG
Molecule: messenger RNA, 1043 nt
Organism: Cyclopterus lumpus (lumpfish)
Lineage: Eukaryota; Metazoa; Chordata; Actinopteri; Perciformes; Cyclopteridae
Gene: ca10a
Product: carbonic anhydrase Xa
Exons: 9
Coding region: 1-987 (328 amino acids)
Molecular function (GO): carbonate dehydratase activity; zinc ion binding
Source: RefSeq, a predicted model, not a curated record